AUGCCACCUCUCUGGAUCGUCCAGAACCGAUUGUUUUCCCGGCUGUGUUGUGGACUGAAGUCUCCAAUCUCCACACAAACCAAGCUUUGCCUAACAAUGGCUCGUCCGAGUUCAAAUAUGGCCGACUUCCGGAAGUGUUUUGCGAAAGCCAAGCACAUAGUCGUCAUUUCUGGGGCCGGUAUCAGCGCUGAGAGUGGGGUUCCGACGUUCAGAGGAGCGGGAGGUUACUGGAGGAAAUGGAAAGCCCAGGACCUGGCCACCCCGCAGGCCUUCGCCCGGAAUCCGUCCCAGGUGUGGGAGUUCUACCACUACCGGCGGGAGGUGGUGCAGAGCAAGGAGCCCAACGCUGGGCACCUGGCCAUCGCUGAGUGCCAGGCCCGGCUGCACGGGCAGGGCCGACAGGUGGUGGUCAUCACCCAGAACAUUGAUGAGCUGCACCGCAAGGCUGGCACCAAGAACCUGCUGGAAAUCCAUGGUAGCUUAUUUAAAACUCGAUGCACCUCUUGUGGAGUAGUGGCUGAGAACUAUAAGAGUCCAAUUUGCCCAGCUUUAUCAGGAAAAGGGGCUCCAGACCCCAAAACUCAAGAUGCCGGAAUCCCAGUGGAGCAACUGCCCCGGUGUGAGGAGCCAGGAUGCGGGGGCCUGCUGCGACCUCACGUGGUGUGGUUUGGAGAAAACCUGGACCCUGCCAUCCUGGAGGAGGUCGACAAAGAGCUGGCCCUCUGUGACUUGUGUCUAGUGGUGGGGACUUCCUCUGUGGUCUAUCCUGCUGCUAUGUUUGCCCCCCAGGUGUCAGCCCGCGGCGUGCCCGUGGCCGAAUUCAACAUGGAAACCACCCCGGCCACGAACAGAUUCAGGUUUCAUUUCCAGGGGCCAUGUGGGACAACUCUUCCUGAAGCCCUCGCUCCUCAUGAAACUGAAACUGUUUCAUAG
This is a messenger RNA of Rangifer tarandus platyrhynchus (Svalbard reindeer), 933 nucleotides long. The record is from the annotation of a GenBank genome assembly. NCBI's taxonomy places the organism in Eukaryota, Metazoa, Chordata, Mammalia, Artiodactyla, Cervidae.